Messenger RNA from Hemibagrus wyckioides, 3606 nucleotides. Its product is annotated as Fc receptor-like protein 2. The transcript has 11 exons. NCBI's taxonomy places the organism in Eukaryota, Metazoa, Chordata, Actinopteri, Siluriformes, Bagridae. Gene Ontology annotation, biological process: cell surface receptor signaling pathway. Gene Ontology annotation, molecular function: transmembrane signaling receptor activity. Bases 309 to 2219 code for a protein of 636 amino acids. The record is from RefSeq and is a predicted model, not a curated record.
GGUUGGUGUCAUGGAUUCAUGCUGUAGACACUAAAUCCUGAUCAUCUACAUCAUGGUACAGAAAUCAUGAUUCAUCAGACCAGACAUUCUGUUUCUAAUCUUCAAUUCUACAAUUUCCAUCAGCCACUUAGACAAGCUCAUACUGAACCAUUACUAUCACAGUGCAGGUGUAAGAUAAAUAGAUAAGCCUGUAAUUAACUGAGCGCUUAAGUACAGAAAUGAUGAUAUUAGUUAGAAUUGCAGAAUUUUCUCCUUCAUGGUCCUGACUUUAGGUGGACAGGAGAUAAACAGUAAAGUGGAACCACUAAAUGAGAAAAUGGACCAGAAUCUCUUACUCCAACAAGAGAGUACAGACCUUUAAUAACAUCCAACUUAUUAACAUAUUUAUGUCAUGUUCUGUUUCUGUUUCCUUUUUAGUGCUGAUUUCACUUAUACCAGUGGCCCAGGCUCAAGGGAGUCCUAAAGCUGUGGUGUCCAUAAAGCCUGAUACACAUGUGUUCAUUGGAGAGAUUGUUACUGUCAGAUGUGACAUACAGGGAGGAGGAGACACUCAGGGGACUUACAGCUGGAAGCUAAUUAAUAGUGAAGAUGGAAGAGAGAGAUUCUCCACAGACAACACAAAGCAGGUCGUCAAAAUCCAGUCUGUUAAAGACAGUGGUACCUACACCUGCAGUAUAAAGGGGAGAGACUCUCAGAGCUCAGAGAUCAGUGAUGCUGUUACACUGACUGUAUCAGGGAGUCCUAAAGCUGUGGUGUCCAUAAUCCCUGAUACACACGUGUUCAUUGGAGAGACUGUUACUCUCAGAUGUGACAUACAGGGAGGAGGAGACACUCAGUGGACUUACAGCUGGAAGAAAAAUAAUUACAGAUUCACAGAGGGAGGAGAGAGAUUCUCCACAGACAGCACAAUGCAGGAGUUCAAAAUCUCGUCUGUUAAUGACUCUGACAGUGGUACCUACACCUGCAGAGGACAUGGGAGAGACUCUCAGAGCUCAGAGAUCAGUGAUGCUGUUACACUGACUGUAUCAGAGAGACCACAAGCAGUACUGAGUGUAUCUCCACAGAGCUGGCUGACUGAAGGAGACUCAGUGACUCUAAGCUGUGAGGUUACAGACUCCUCUACAGACUGGACAUUCAGCUGGUACACAGUUGUUCCCUACAGAGACGGCUUAACUGGAAUAAAUAAUAAUGGUGGCUAUAGCGUGUAUGUGGAGCUCCUCUCAGACAGCAGCAGAGGAUCUGGAGGCAACUACACUCUCAGUCCUGCUGCUCUUAAACACACAGGAGUUUAUAUGUGCAGAGGAGAGAGAGGAGAACCAGCCCUUCACUCACAGUACAGCAAUCCACAGCCACUAUGGAUCACUGGUGAAUCUCCUCCAGUCUCUCUGAUCAUCAAUCCCAGCAGGACUCAACACUUUACUAAAGACUCUCUUUCACUUAGCUGUGAGGACCAGAGUAACUCUACUGGAUGGACAGUGAGACGAUACACACACAGUGAGAGAGUGUUAGAUUGUUCACACUGGGGAUCAGUUACAGGAUCUACAUGUAACAUCAGCUUCCUCUCCACAUCCUACACUGGAGCUUACUGGUGUGAGUCUGAAUCUGGAGAAAACAGUAAUCCUGUCCACAUCACAGUGCAUGAUGGUGAUGUGAUCCUGGAGAGUCCUGUCCAUCCUGUGACUGAGGGACAUCCUCUGACUCUACACUGUUUAUAUCACAACCCAAAUCCCUCAAACCUCCGAGCUGAUUUCUAUAAAGAUGGAUCAGUUCUCCAGAACCAGACUACAGGAGAGAUGAUCAUCCAAACUGUCUCAAAGUCAGAUGAAGGUUUCUACCACUGUAAACACCCAGAGAGAGGAGAGUCACCCAAAAGCUGGAUCUCAGUCACACGUCAUAGAUCCAGUGGUUUAACAGUAGGACUGGUUGUGGGUUUGGGAUUUUUUUUCAUCGCUUUACUGAUCUUAGUGAUCCUGCUGUGGUCCUGCAAAAGAAAAAAAGAAAAGCAGCAGAAAACCAAUCAGACAUCAGAUCAGAAUCAGAUCCGGUCAGGAGCUGAAGACUCUCAGUCAGGACACACACCACUUCAGGCUGAAAGUGCUAUCUAUGCCAAUGUGGAUGAUGUGACUAUCUAUGCCAAUGAGUUGUGCAGGAGUGGAAAAGAAAAGGCCAGUGUGACUGAUGAUACUGUCUACUCAGAGCUGAAGCGCAACAUGGAGUGAGCCAUGUGUCUGUUCUGAUGAAGCUACAGUUAUCAAACAGAUAGAAGGAAAACCUAUAGAUAGAUAGAUAGAUAGAUAGAUAGAUAGAUAGAUAGAUAGAUAGAUUUUACACAUUAAUUUACACAUUAUAGCUGCAGAAAAAGAAUAAUAUAUGUUUAAUAUUAUAAGAAAUGAUCAAGAGGAAUAAAAUAUUCUAUAUUUGCUAUAUUGUCUAUAUAAUAUUAUAAAUUAAAAUAAUUGCAUACAUCAGUGCAAGUAGUAACAAGAGAUAUGUAGCAAGGUAGAUAUGACAAUAAGCCACAAUAAUCUGCAUCAGUGUAAUUAUAUAGUGAUUAGCAGCAGUGCAGUAAACAGAAUCCCACCAACAGAAGCCCAAUGCACUUAUUUAAGGAACAGACACAAUAACAUCCUGGUACAGUGAUGAACUAUUCUCCUGUACCGGUCCUUGCUGCAGCUGUUUGACCAAUAAGUCAUGGAGGGGAUGUGAUGCAUUGUCCAGGAUGGACAUUAGUUUGUUUAGUGUCUUCUUUUCCACGAUCAAAUCAAAACAGUUGAGGGAGCAUCCCAGUACAGAGCCAGUCUUCUUUAUCAGUGUGUUCAGCUUCCUUGCUUCUCCGGCUCUAAUGCUGCCUCCCCAGCAUAAUGCUGCAAAGAAGACAGCACUCACAACAUCAGACUGGUAGAAGAUCUCCAACAUCUUACUGCAAACAUUAAAGCAUCUGAGCUUCCUCAGAAAGUAGAGUCUACUCAUCCCCUUCCUGUACACAGCAGUAGAGUCUACUCAUCCCCUUCCUGUACACAGCAGUAGAGUCUACUCAUCCCCUUCCUGUACACAGCAGUAGAGUCUACUCAUCCCCUUCCUGUACACAGCAGUAGAAUCUACUCAUCCCCUUCCUGUACACAGCAGUAGUCUGCUCAUCCCCUUCCUGUACACAGCAGUAGAGUCUACUCAUCCCCUUCCUAUACACAGCAGUAGAGUCUACUCAUCCCCUUCCUAUACACAGCAGUAGAGUCUACUCAUCCACUUCCUGUACACAGCAGUAGAGUCUACUCAUCCACUUCCUGUACACAGCAGUAGAGUCUACUUCUUGUUGAUGUACAAAACUUCACUGAUGAACGAAUUAAGAUGAAAGUAAAGUUAACUGAGAUGAAGAAUUAUUUACUUUUAUUUGAUUCUGCUGUAUGCAGUCCUGGAUCAGUGAUGAUGUCAUAUGAUCUGUUGUUCUGCUUGUACACACACACACACUUGCUUUUUCAAAAUUUUAAUUGUUCAUAUUUUUGUCUUUACAAAUGACCUGAUGCUUUGUAACUCAUCUCACUGUGUUCAUAAAUGUCCUGAUAUGACUUUGUUUGUAGCUUAAAUAAUGUUUGUAUUAAAGUUUUAUGC